CACAGAGGAAGGUGCUUUUCAGGACCCAUCAGCCACAGCUGCACUGGAACAGUGAAAUAGCAGGAUGCAGAGAGGCCGUGGUCUGCCUCAUAAGUAAGCUGACUCCACGAAGUCAAGUUUAAGCAAAAUCCAAGAGUUAAUACUGCUGCCUGGAAUGGGUUACUCACUGUUUACUCUAGUAGCACAGGGAUCUUCUGCAAGGUGCAGGGACACCAGUGGUGCUUUCUUCCCCUUCUGUUCUUGUGCUCUUCCUUGUGUUCUUUGUGAAAUCCUGCAGAAAGGCUUGUGCUUGGCUGGAGAGGUCUGCUCAGGCCAGGAUUGAAAAGCUGUUUGCUGCAGCACUUGGUUUUCCCCAGCUCCAUUCUGCCUUUCCCUGGCUUUUUUUCUUCUGCAUAGCUAUGCCCUCUGGUCUGCCCAUUUCCAUCGGAUGGCUUUCUGUGUGGGGGUAUUCUUCCCUUUCUCUCCCUUCAGUGUUUCUCUGGCAAAAUCAAACUGUAACUCUUGGAGAAGGGGGGAUCCCUGUUCCUAUGCCGUUGUAUAACCCAGAACUGGAGAUGGACAGCGGGGCUGGGGGACAGCUGUCUGACUCCCCCUCGUCCUGCGACAGACACAGGGCCUGGCUACAGUGGGAGCUGAGUUCACAUUCCAUGCUCCAUCUCUGUCACUUUUGCCAUCCAGAGCAAUUGCCAGGCUCUGAAACACAGGUAGGCUUCAAAUGACAGGUUUCCAGCCCAGACUGGUGAUCUGCCCCCUGGGCAGUGUGUGGGAGUUGUGACUGUGGGCUGGCACUGAGGGGUCUGGACUGAGCUCACCACCUGUGCCUGCAGAGGCAGCUCACCCUCCUGAGAGAGGAGCUUCCUUCCCAGAGACUGGAACCCUCCAGGCAUGUCCUUUUUGCUAGUGGAGGGCUCCUGCCAGGACAGAGAAUUACUGAUCAUAGUAAGAGCAUUUUCAGUGGUUUUCAGUUUGUUUGGAAAGGCUGCAGUACAAGUGGAGGCUUGUGCCAAGUUUUAGCCUAGUUGUAAUGCCAUUUAUUACUCUUGCACAAUCACUCCACCUCCACAUCCUUCUCACCUGGCUGCCUACCAAAUAUUAGCAACGUGGCUCAUCAUGAGUGAAACAGGUUCCUGAGAAAAAAAGCUGGUGUGUUCCCAGUUCAGGAGAAGCUAGUUCCGAUACACUUUUUUUUCCAUCGUAGAAGUGCCCCAGGCUUAGAUUUUUUUGUUUCUCUUCUGAGCAGUGUUGGCUCCGUGGAAAUAUGCAGCUGUACAGAUCAGCUGUUGACAAAUUCUCAUCAAUCACAAGGUUUUUCAUUGCCUGUGGAAAACUAACAAUACCCACAAGACUAGUAUGGAGCAGGAGCUUGAGGAUGUGGAGUCAGGUUAUUGGGGGUAGGGACAAGUUAAUUUAGGACAGGGUCAGCUUUUUAAAUAACUUGCCUCUGCAUCUUGCUUUGUGACCCUGCAUCACCGAGGCAAGAUGCAAGGAUGUUCCAAGUGUUCAUCCACCAUGAGCUUUAUCUAAGAAAAGCAGUUCUUUUAGGUGUUGCAGUGAUAGGGCCGAAGGAACAAAGGGUUAAGAGAAUCAAGUGAGGGGGUUGUGACUUCCAAAACCCUGUUCCCUAAGGUUUACCUCUGACUGUGGAAUUAUGUGUCAAAACUCCUUAGUGAAUAGAGGCUGAGAGGACAGUUUUUGUUCUCCUAGCCAAGUCUUUUCUGUAGAAAACCCCUUGGGGAACGUGACUUGUGCAGUUUGUGUUCUAGCCCUGACAGAGGUGCUUCUAAAGUGUGUUAUUUUGCAUGCAGUUGCUUUCACAAGACAUACAUGUUUUUUACUAAUAUUGGGGGAACUGUGCCUGUGCAAUGCCCAGGUACGUGUGGACAUGCACAAACACACACAUGGAUCAUGUCCCACCUCUGCAGAUUGCUGAGUACAAGGUCUGCCCCAUGUGAUGAUGUAUCAUGAUCUCACAUUACCCGGAAUUUUUUUUUCACCACUCUGCUGUGACUGAGCCAUGUUGUGCCAUCAGUGUCUCAUCAGCCCUUGCAGCCACGUCCACAGCCCUCAAGGCCCCUCCAACUGCGCCGCAGUGACGAGGUCGGAAGCCAAGCAACAGCUCAGCAGGAACUUGCUGGCAAUCACAGCAGGGAGACCAGUGAACUGGGCUGGUUUGCAGCUGCAGGGCUGUCAUUUCUCAAAGCAGCUUGUUCUGAAGCAAAGGAAAAACAGUCAAGUGAGGAAGAGAGCACUUUCCAGGUACCUCACUAACACAACCAAAGUUAAAGCUUGCUGAAUUGCCAUACCCUCAGAGUGUUUUCACAGUGUCUAAUAACAGCUGUCAGCAGCACCACUGGUUUGCUAAAUCCUGAAUGUUCUUAUUCCUUGUGACAAGCUGAGAAAGCAAUGUUGAGGGGAACUUUACAUCUCAAGGUGCUUUUCUCUAUUUGUCCCUUUUUCUGUCCUGCUUCCAACCUGUUCCUUCUAUGUCUUUCUGUAUGGAAAUUUCCAUACUAUUGGCUGUCUACCCCUCCACCAAGUCUACAAGAUGAAAGGGAAAAAAAAUAGGCUGCAGAAUGGGGAACUGGCUGCUGUGGCACAUUUAGCUGCAUGAGAGGAGAAGCAGCUUCUUUUUUAGCUCUUAGCCAGUAUACUCUCUAUAAAACUCUGACCAUCUGUGCAGGAGACCUAAGUUCCUGUAUUCUGAAUGCAGAGUGGCAAUUGUCAGGGCAAAAGUUGUUGCAGUCACAGCCACAGCCUGUCUUUGGUAGAGAGAUGGCUGUGCUAGACCUGCUCCAGUCUGUGGAGUGUGACAGACAUCCUAAGGAGCUCCUGUCCCAGUUCAGUGAUGGAUCAGUUGCUUCCUUCAUCAUGCUCCAUUGUAUAAGAGCAGGGCAUUCAUAGCAGUGUGGUGUUCAUCCUCUGCUUGAAGUUUACUGAAUUGGUGACUAACACAUAGCACUGGGACUUUCCUGCUUGCUGCUGUUUCCCCAGCUCUUAGACAUGGGGAAAUUUGCCGUAAACUGAAGAGUUUGAGGUUGGCUGCUUUUCCCCAGCUCAGCUACUGUUGGUUUCACUUGCAGUGAGCCACCCACACAGCAGCAAGAGCUAUAAUGAGGUGAGAAAGCACUAGACUGUGUUCUGCGGGUAGAAUUUCCACACCUGGCUGAGGGCUAUAACCACUCCCCAGUUCUUGUCUUGAGGCUGUAGAGUUGCUGUGAGAACCAGGAACGCACUGGCCAUGGCUGGCCAUGGAGACAGUGCCUGUGGUGAGUAGCCAGCUGAGGUCUGGAGGAGCUGGCUCAUACUGUGCUGCAAUUGCUGACCAGUGCAUGUGUCUGGCAGGCCCUGGGCUUGAAGGUUGUGCAGGGUCAGUUUGCUGCUGGGUAGUCUGCCCCCUCUGCUGCCUGGCUGAGGUGCUCCAGAAGCACACAGUACACUCCUAUACGACAGGGGCAAUGAAGCCGUGAUGUGCCUUGUUUCCUUCACUAGGGCAGGAAUUAAGAUCCGCAGUUUGAUGUGUGCUGCCUAUUUCACGGCCUCAUUCUGAGCUGUGCUGGGCCCCUGCAACAAACCAUCUUGUCCAGAAGCGUCACGGGUUCUUCCCACUCCUGUAUUGGGUUUGCAUAGCAAGAUUUUGUAGCAGAGGGGGCUACAGGGAUGGCUUUUCUGAGAAGUCACCACCUUCUCACCUUUUCUUCUAAAGACACGAUAUAUUGCUGCCAGUGACAUGAGAAGUCACUAAUUGUGUCAGGACUGUGUGUUCUGUGGUUUAGGGAUGCAUGCAGCCAGCCAGCCAUUCCCUGCAGCUCACUGUGUGCCGUGUGAGCCAUUUGCUUUGCUUUAAAUGUGCUGCCACAGUCAGAGGUUGAAGACAGCUGGUGCAUUUCUCACCCUGUAAGAGGUGCCAAAAGCCACCCAAGGCACACUCUGCUGCUGCACCCAGCCCCAGGUGUGGAAGAGCUGCUGUGAAGCUUUGCAGCCAGGCAGCAUAGGUGGGACAUGCUGAUUUUUGACAGCUGUGGUAAACUAAAGCUCCAUGAGAUCCACGUGAGGCUCUUGCCAUAAAUAGCUGUGUGCCAGCAGCAGAGCUCUGGUCUUGGUGCAUCCUUGCUUGCAGAGAUCUGGAGACAAAGCUGAUAGAUGUUGCCUCUAACGGGGUCGGGUUCUGCCAACCUACAUGAACAGAGCAGGGAGUUCUGCCAGCUCUGCUGACUCAGGACAUCCAGUCAGAACCAACAUGAGGAACAAACGGUGGCUCCAGAAUAUUUCCUUCUUCCUUUUAUUCCAAUACACUGUGUGUUGUGAAAACCUCACUUGUUUUGUGGACUACAUACAGACCCUGUCCUGUAUCCUGAAAAAUGACCUGGGUGCUGGUUCAUACAACCUCACUGCAACAUGGAUUCCUGAGGAAGAUCCUGAAAAUACUGUGGCUGCGUGCAGUCUCCUGCAAGUGUCCAGGAACACCAGUCACACAGAGUACAUGUGCACUGUGGACAUGACCGAACUCCUAGGAGAUACCAAGGUCCAGGUGGAUGUUACAGAGGUAGCUGAUAGGCAGCAAGUGAUUUCCAAAGACUUUUAUUUGUCAGACAACAUCAAACCACAGCCUCCAUUCAACCUGACCACUUUGUUCUCAGAGGGUUACAAUAUUUCUUGGGAAACCACCUACCAGAAAUCUCCCUUCCACUUUUUGAAUGAGGAGCUGGAAUAUCAGCUGCGUUAUAAGAGAAGAACCGAUAGCUGGGAGACUCAGAAGACUAAAGCUGUUCAUGAAGGUAAACAGACACUGGUGAUCCUACCAUGGGAACUCCAAGUGAACACUGAGUACGAGUUCCAAGUGAGAGCCAGACCCCGCGAAGACAGCGGCUACCAUGGGUUUUGGAGUGAAUGGAGUCUUCCAGUGUCACUGAAAACCAGCCCUGCCGCAGUAACACAAACAGCAGGCAUGGGAUGGCUGCUGCUGUUUGGUGUUGUUGUGUCAAUCAUGGCUUCAAUCGCAACCUUUCUGGCCAAACAACAGAGCUUUUGGAAGAAGAUGGCUUGCAUACCAGACCCUGCUCCCUUUUUCAAACCUCUUUACCUGGCACAUAAUGGAGAUUUCAAGAAGUGGGUUGGUGCAUCCCAUACAAAAAUGACCUUUGAUUUCUUUGAAUGGGGAAUAGUCCUUCCAGAAGUCCUAGAAGUUUACACCAUGCGUCCUUCUAACAGCACCUCACGGGAAGAGCUGCAUGAGCUGAGAAAGAAUCUGACUUGCAAGACCUGUGGCCUGACUGCCCCAGGCCACAAUAGCCAGUCCCUGUGGUCCAGUGUAAACAGCAGUGGUGGGACUGAGGAGCAGUCAUACGGGCACUUGUCCAUUGAUACGGUGACUGUGGCUGAUGAAUUUACAUCCUGUAACUGCCAGUGCAGCUGUAACCACGUGUACAGGGGACAUAAGCAUACCAAUGAGGAAGAUGAUAGUGCUGGAGGACCUGGUUACCCCAAGGUUGACAUUGAUGAGGAAGACAGAAAGAUAUCCCAUGACUUGCAUCUGGCUGAUCUGAGCACGCAGGACAAAAUACUUGCUUCAGGUUCCGUGUCCACAGACCACUUGAGGAGCACAAGUGUCCCAGUCCACCAGCAAGUAGAAAGGUCUUCAGAAGGAGGAGUGGGGAACAUCCUAGAAGCCCUUUGCUUGCAGCCUCUUCGGUGGGAUUUGGAAAAUCCAGGUUCUCUACCUUCUCCUGACGGUGACAGUGUUUCCUACAGUGAAGGCUCCUACGACUUCUUCCCUCACAGUACCAGGCCCGGUGACAGUUACCCUAUGAUCUGCGUUGAUUUGGACACUAUUGACAGUGGCUUUGUGGACUCAGACUGUGGAAGUCCACUUGAUUGUGAAUUUGGGCAAAACAGUCAGACCAACUGUGGGCCCAUCUCUCUUGAGCAGGAGGGGCAGGACUUUCCACGGAGCUAUGUCAAGCAGUGGGUCUCCUGUCGCUCUGACAGCCCUGUCAGUGGGACACAGGCAAGCUGAGGGCUUGAUGUUGCUUGGCAGAGUGUGGGGCCUUUCCUUACUGUGCCAGGGGCAAAGUGUUAGCAAAAUUCAGAAGAGAAACAAAGUUUGCUUUGUGUAAGCUUCUUGCAUACAACUGAAAACUGUUAGGUCCACAGAAAUACGUGCCUAUUUCUGUUGCCACUUAUCCUAUUACUGUCUCAAAUUUGUUAUGAUUGAUUGUUUCUGGGUUUGGUUGGUUGGUUGGUUGGUUGUUGUCUUUUUUAGAAUUCUAAGUACCUUGAAAAUUAUCCUUUGGGUUAUAUAGAUGUGCAAUUUUUUUACAGUAACCUUUUGAAGAGUACAGAACAUUAAAUUAUUUUCCCUGGUGUUCUCGCAUGA
Pseudopipra pipra is the source of this 6373-nucleotide messenger RNA. It is a transcript of the gene IL21R, whose product is annotated as interleukin 21 receptor. The transcript is spliced from 9 exons. Lineage: Eukaryota; Metazoa; Chordata; Aves; Passeriformes; Pipridae. Gene Ontology annotation, biological process: cytokine-mediated signaling pathway. Gene Ontology annotation, cellular component: external side of plasma membrane. The coding region runs from base 4178 to 6013 and encodes 611 amino acids. The record is from RefSeq and is a predicted model, not a curated record. Gene Ontology annotation, molecular function: protein binding; cytokine receptor activity.